AUGGCCGCUCAAGCCGCACAGAAGUUGCUGGGAAGAAUCGGGUCUCUUGGAGUUGGGCUUGCUAUAGCAGGAGGAGUAGCACAGUCUGCAUUAUUUAACGUUGACGGUGGACAACGUGCUGUUCUUUUCGAUAGAUUCACAGGAGUUAAAGAUUAUGUGGUCGAUGAAGGAACUCAUUUUUUAAUUCCAUGGGUUCAAAAACCUAUCAUUUUCGACAUUCGUUCCACUCCUAGACAAAUUACUGCUAUCACCGGUAGCAAAGAUUUGCAAAACAUUACUAUCACUUUACGUAUAUUGCAUCGUCCAGAUCCAAGUAAAUUACCAAGUAUUUAUCUGAACAUCGGUACUGAUUAUGCCGAGAGAGUUCUACCUUCUAUCACAAAUGAAGUUUUGAAAGCCAUUGUUGCUCAAUUUGACGCUCAUGAGAUGAUCACGCAGCGUGAACUUGUAUCUGAUCAAGUUUCUGUCGAGCUCUCUCAAAGAGCAGCUCAGUUCGGCUUACUUCUCGAUGAUAUCUCUAUUACUCAUCUUGGAUUCGGCAGAGAAUUCACGGAAGCUGUUGAAAUGAAACAAGUUGCUCAACAAGAAGCUGAAAAAGCCCGUUACCUUGUAGAAAAAGCAGAACAGAUGAAGAUUGCUGCUAUCACGACUGCUGAAGGAGAUGCUCAAGCUGCUAAGCUUUUGGCUAAGGCUUUUGCUGAUGCUGGUGAUGGUUUAGUAGAGUUGAGAAAAAUUGAAGCAGCUGAGGAAAUUGCUGAAAGAAUGAGCAAAUCUAAGAAUGUUACAUAUAUUCCCGGAAACCAAGGGACUCUGUUGAACUUACCUACUGUUUAA
Auanema sp. JU1783 is the source of this 834-nucleotide messenger RNA. NCBI's taxonomy places the organism in Eukaryota, Metazoa, Nematoda, Chromadorea, Rhabditida, Rhabditidae. The record is from the annotation of a GenBank genome assembly.